AUGACUAAAUACUUUUAAACAUAAAAAAUUAAAUAAAAGAGCAAAUUGAGAGAAAUAAGCAGAGAUAGAUAUUAGGAGACUAUGGAAUCAAUAACUAUUAUUUUUUUUACUAAAAUAUUAAAUUGUUUUCAAAUAAUUUUGCUCGUUCUAAUUUUUUAAGAAUAAUUUAUUGAGUUAAAAAUAAACAAAGCAAUAUAUUAACAAAAUAAAUUGAAAUAUGUUUCAUAAAAUUAAAUUAGGCUACAUACAACACUAAAAAUCUAAAAUGAUUAAAAUAUAUUAUAAUUUUAGGAUAUAUCCAUUAAAAGGAGGAAGGAAUAUUAGGCGAAUACCUCAGUUAAGUCAAAGCUUAACUCAAAAUUCUAAAAGAAAUUCUAACAUUCUAGAACUUAUCUAAAAUUUGGAAUAGACAGACCUCAACUAAUUAGGCAAUCUUUGAUUCUUGUUCAAUCCAAAAUAGUUUUAUCUCAUAAAAAAUGA
This is a messenger RNA of Tetrahymena thermophila SB210, 480 nucleotides long. RefSeq names its product transmembrane protein, putative. The record is from RefSeq and is a predicted model, not a curated record. Lineage: Eukaryota; Ciliophora; Oligohymenophorea; Hymenostomatida; Tetrahymenidae. The transcript is spliced from 2 exons.